This is a messenger RNA of Cladophialophora bantiana CBS 173.52, 2121 nucleotides long. RefSeq lists its product as uncharacterized. The record is from RefSeq and is a predicted model, not a curated record. The coding region runs from base 1 to 2121 and encodes 706 amino acids. NCBI's taxonomy places the organism in Eukaryota, Fungi, Ascomycota, Eurotiomycetes, Chaetothyriales, Herpotrichiellaceae. The transcript has 2 exons.
AUGGCCGCGGUUUUGGGAGCAUUUCUUCUCUUUGUCUCCGUUGUUGCCGCACAGAACAACUGUUCUAUUGUCCCGGUCUACGUCGACUUCCAUGCCAGAGCUGUCGACGGUGGGGUCAAUGAGCAAUAUGGUUUGUUUACCGGGGCUGGCUUCCCGAUAUCGCAAAACAUGUCGCACUGGCCGUCAUUCUCGAACAACGAGACAACAGUGGCCAGCCUUGACUACUGUACAAACAGCCCCUUCAAAGACUGUCUUAAUCAUGCCCAUGGGUUCUAUUCGCCCGACCUGUCACAAAACUACUCCUCGGGCUCAUCAUAUCAAUCACUCGAUACCUAUGGCUCAAUCCCUGCCACUACCCUUCAAACGGCAUUCGACGCAUUCAACCUCUUCACGCACUACUACGAUCCUUCGCCACCAAAUAUCACUCGAAUCCCGAACUUCCCGGUUACGAUAAUGUCAAAUUACUCAGGCAGCACGACUCCGUGGUUUGGCCCAGCGGGACUGCUCGGCCUCGGACCGAAAAGCACUCUCCUGGACCAUCUAUACGAUCUCCAAUUGAUCUCUUCACGGUCUUUUGGCCUGUACAUGGGUACUGCCUACGAACAAGCCAACGGCGCUAUCAACGGUUCUCUAACCCUAGGCGGUUAUGACUCGGGUCGAUUUGAUGGCGACGUGCAUAAUUUCACGAUUAGCCCUGCUCAGCCGGAUGCCCAGCACAGUCCCUUCGUGGUUUCCGUCGAACAAAUGACGCUCACCGCCCCCGAUGGGACGAAAACAGACCUCCUUACAGAGAGCUUUAAUGCCCAUCUCACCACAUCACAAUACCACCUAAACCUCCCCAGCGAUGUCACUCAAAAAUUUGCCCAGAAAACAGGCGCGACACCUUCAAAUGAUGACCCUGAGGUCUUCCGCCUCCCAGACGAUUUCGAUUCGAAGCUAAUUAUUACCCUUGAGUCCGGAUUGACUAUCACAUAUGACUCCGACUGGCUCAAAAAUGUCUCCAACUAUUCCCCAAUUGCUACAGGCAGCAGUGCAGAUAACACUACAAACAAGACAAUCAACUUGUUCGGCUCCGCAUUCCUCUCUCAACUCUAUUUCGUCGCCAACUACGACUCUUCUCCGCCCACAUUCCACCUCGCAAAUGCUUUGCCGCAUGCCCCCUAUGUAUUCACUCGAACUCUGUGUCCUAACACCAUGCCCACACCUGCUCCAGAAACCAAGCUAUCCGGCUUCGGUACCUCUGGAUUGACCGGGGCGAUUUUGGCGGGUGUGAUUGGGGGUAUCGGGCUAUCAUUCGCCAUCUUCUGGCUGUUCAGAAAAUAUAUGCAGCGACGAAUGUGGCGGGAACAAGCGAGACAAGCCAUGAAAGGAAAAGGGAUCGAGAGUGAGUCAACAAUCGCCGUGACCGCCGGGAAAAGUAAGGGGUCGCCUUCGUCCUUUUCCAGCCUUGAUGAAGAAGCACAGAGGGGGGACAGCAGUGAAAUGGCAACGUUCGCGUUUGACUUCAACUCGCAACAACAGCAAGCAUACCAGAAUUUCCUUCAGAACGCAACGCAGCAGCAGCGUCAACGACAACAGGAGCAACAACAGCGACAGGACCAUCCAACCUCGACCAGAGAACCACCGAGCACCCCAGAUGCUCAUGAUCUCGUGUCUCCCAUAUCCCCCUCCUCGAUACCGAUCACUCAAUAUGCCCGCUUCCUUCCGCAAGAUUCAUACUCCAAUUCCCCACUGACACCCGCCACGGGCGUUCCCCUCUUAUUCUCCCAGCCACAGACGGGACAAUCGGAGUCCCAAAUCUCAUCUUUUCCAUCCCCAGCGUUCGCGCCCCUGACGCUGAGCCACACGAAUAUGUCCCUCGAGAAUCCGACGUCCACUUCCCCUUUCGGCGCCGGCCAAGGCCGAAGCGAGGACGAUAACUCGUUUCGCACGAGGCAGGCGAAACUGCGAGGAGGGGGAGGAGGAGGAGGAGGAGGGCGGAAAGUCCUGAAUGUGCAGACCGAGUUUGCUCCGCCCCCCACGACCUCCUCCCUAGGGAGCAAGGUCGCGAGGAAGGCGGUGGGCAAGGAAGGCGGGAAGAAAGAGAGUAUUUUGAAGAAAGUGUUCCCACCGCCGUCCUGA